CCCUAAAUUCGUGGCUAGACGUUGUUGUGUCUCGUUCGAAGCUUUAGAGCCUUGACAUUUUAGGGUGCAGAGGUUAAACGCUGCCUAUAACAUAAACUGACAAAAUCUGAUAGAUUUUAUUUUUUUCCUUCUUAGUAUUUGAAACUCGACACCGGUGAUGUUUCAGCGCCCUGUGCUGCGGAUUGAUAUUCCAUUGGAACCGACAAUGUGGAGGCUGUGAAAAUGUCUACUUGGGAAAAGAAAUGAUUGCAGUUUAACUAAAUAGAAGGAAACCGAGUAACGAGUUAUGGUCCACGUUUAAGACGUGAGGUCGGCUCUGUAACGAAGACAAAAAAAGGAGGCGAGGCGACAGAGGAACCGUCUAUAUUGUCCUUCCUGCGCUUCAUCAAGCCCCACACAGUCCGUCCGGGACCACGGGGAGGAUUCUAUCCCUAACUUUGUUUUUCCCCUUCUUCUGACACACUUCAUAUCACUCCCCGCCGCUGGAUGCCACACAGCUAACUCCAGUCUGUUGCUGAGACUGAAAAAGCCCAGUGAACAGCAUCAGAGAAUGGCUGCAGUUGAAAACGACAAGGAGCUGAGCGACUUGCUGGAUUUUAGUGCGAUGUUUGAACCUCCAGUUUCGAAUGGAAAGAACGGGCCGACUACUCUUGCCAGCAGUCAGUUUGGAGGUCCUGGUAUAGAUGACAGGAGAGGGUCCACCAGUCCUUGGGGACCAGGGGAACAGACUAGCCCAUCUUUCAACCAAGGAAGGGUUUAUGAGGAGGGUUUGUACAGUGAGAGAGAAAGCCUGGCCUCUACCCCAGUAUUUGGAUCAGGGAUCACUGGGAAGGCUCAGCGAAGCUCUUAUUCAUCAUUUGGGACGCAGCCCGGUUUUAUGCCAAGUGAGUUACCCCUUCCCAGUCCUGAUAGCCUUUCUCCUCCUGCUACCAAGUCCAAUUCCCAGCUGUAUUCAUCCUAUGAGAAGAGGAGAGCAUCACAGGACCUCACUGCAGAACCGCAGCCCAAAAAGAUACGAAAGUUGCCACUUGGCCUUCCUUCCUCAGUUUAUCCAACACCCACUGGAGAUGAUUUCAAUCGGGACACUUCUUGCUUCCCAGCCUCCAAAGCAGGAAAUGUCUACCCAUCUUUCUACGGGCAAGAAGGCCUCCACCCGCCCUCUGAUCCUUGGGGCUCUGCUGGGUCGAUGAUUCAGCCUGGUUAUUCUGCGGUGUUAGGAAACUCCCCCCAUCUGGGCCAGCAUGGUCCAUUCACUGCAAUCAACCCUCAAGACAGAAUGAAACGGCAUCCCCUUCCCCUCUCCCCGCAAAACUACCCCCUACACGGCAGUGAGGUGAAUGGAGCUCAUCCUGCCAGCUUCCACACAGGCUCUAGCAGCUUCGGAGUUCCCAACCAUACACCCCCUAUCGCUGGCACUGAAACUAUUUUGGCAAAUCGAGGGGCUGUACCUGGAAGUUCUGGUGAUGAGAUUGGAAAAGCCCUGGCAUCUGUUUAUCCUUCAGACCCUAACAGUAACGCUUUCCCUCCAUCGCCAUCCACUCCCUCUCGCUCACCCCAAGCUUUAUCAGGCUCUGCCUCACAGUGGACUCGCUCCUCAGGCCAGGCCACCCCUUCACCUAACUUUGAGUCUGGAAUUCAGUCUGUUCAGAGUAAAGUGGAGGACCACCUUGAUGAAGCCCUCAAUGUUCUUCAGCGACAUGCCAGCGGACAGGGAGGACCGGGACUUGCUGAAAUGCACAGCCUGCUGUCGGCUGGUUUGGGGAUAACACCGGGCUUUAACAGCGCAGCGCUUGGACUGGCCAGUCGCCUGCAAGAACUGGUUUCCAACCACCUUCAGGAUUCUGCUGGUCUGCCCUCUGGUGGAGGACUUUUGCAUCACGGCCCUUCAUCUGUUCAUUCAGGCUCCCACUCUGAUGUUUUUACAGGUCUGACUGGAAGCGGGAAUCGUUCCAGUGGCACAACUAUCAAGAGAGAGGAGAAGGAGGAUGAUGAGAAUUGUUCUGUUACAGACAAGUCAGAGGAAGACAGGAAAGAUCUGAAAGCUCGUCUUCGAACCAGUAGUCUGGAUGAUGAGGAAGACGAAGAAGAUCUACCAGUGGAGAUAAAGGCUGAGCGGGAGAAAGCACGGAGCAGCCUUGUCUCUUUGAGCGACGAGAACCUGACUGCAGAGGAGAAGGAGCAGAGGGAGCGCGAGCGUCGCCUGGCUAACAAUGCUAGGGAGAGAGUGCGUGUUCGCGACAUAAACGAAGCCUUCAGAGAGCUGGGCAGGAUGUGUCAGGUCCACCUGCAGAGCGACAAGGCCCAGACCAAGCUUGUCAUCCUGCAGCAGGCUGUCCAGGUCAUCCUGAGCCUGGAGAAGCAGGUGCGAGAGCGUAAUUUAAACCCAAAAGCCGCCUGCCUCAAGAGGAGAGAGGAGGAGAAAGUCUCAGCGCUCGACCACCAGAUGCAGCUGGGUGGGGGUCACCCCACUAUAGGAGGGGAUGGGCACAACCCUGUGAGCCAUAUGUGAUACUCAGUUCCUGUUGUCCAGCCCUAUGAACAUGUGGCCUUAUCGACCGUUGUUGUGCAUCUCAGUGCGUGAUAAUCACGCAAACACCUCAUUACUGACAAAACAGGCGGCCACAUUCCUGACCGUGAGAACAAAGAAGCUCACAGGAGAAAGUAAAAGAAUAAAAACCUUAGUCGACCUUUACGUGAAAGUUCUUGGGACUGUACACACUGCUUUCGGAGACAGUGAAUAAUGGACUAAAAGAAUGCUCUUAUGAUCGUGUAUUUGUAGAACAUUGUAAAAAAAAAAAAUUGCUUUAUACAUUGGGAGCAAAACCUGUUUGGAUCAAAUAACACUUUUGGAUCAAUUGCUCUUCUGAGUGAAGUUGGGAUUUUUCUUGUUAAGUAUUUAUUGGCAUUCCCAUCAGAAAAAAAGAGGUCUUACAUUCUUUACAAGCUGAGAAGGAUGGUUUGUAUCUGAAGAUUGAAGAAGAAAAAAGUUUAACCAUGCCUUAAUCAUGCCCUAUGUGUGGUGUUUGUUUUGACUCCUCCCCAUGGCUGGGCUGCAGAAGAUGGAGAUGUUGUGCCUCGCUAAAGCAUUGCAACCACAAAGAUCAGUGUGUUUUGUUUUGAAGAUUUUAUGUUAUACUCCCCAAACCAAGAAGUGUUAGAUUUUCAUAAGUGCUUCAAACAAAAAAAAAC
Messenger RNA from Cyprinodon variegatus (sheepshead minnow), 3189 nucleotides. RefSeq names its product transcription factor E2-alpha-like (gene tcf3a). The record is from RefSeq and is a predicted model, not a curated record. Gene Ontology annotation, cellular component: transcription regulator complex. Lineage: Eukaryota; Metazoa; Chordata; Actinopteri; Cyprinodontiformes; Cyprinodontidae. The transcript has 21 exons. Gene Ontology annotation, biological process: regulation of transcription by RNA polymerase II. Gene Ontology annotation, molecular function: protein dimerization activity; DNA-binding transcription factor activity, RNA polymerase II-specific; RNA polymerase II cis-regulatory region sequence-specific DNA binding. Bases 551 to 2509 code for a protein of 652 amino acids.